GUCAGCCCCGCGAGUUUCCAUCAAAGAAGGAAAAUCCUUAAUACCACAAUAUAAUUAAAUUAUAAAUACAACACAAUUAAUUAAGAGUUAAUUAGAAAUUAAUCUCUACGAAAAUUACUUUUAGUGCUUAUACCGAGAAAAAAACAACAACAACCGCAUCAACAACAACAAACCAAAUAACAACAGAAACAAUGGACGAAUGCAAUUCGACGCGUCAAGUGAAUUAAGCGAUUUUUAAAGCUUUACGCUAAAUGAAUUUUGAAUUUCCAAAGUGUUCACUUGUGUGUGCAAAUUAAAUUACGCAAAUCAAAUAAAUGUUUUAACGAAAAAGAAAUAAAUGUAAUAGGAAAAAAUUAAGAGAGGCAAAAUCAAACAAAAAUGUCGCUCAAAAAGUACCAACUACAGUGUAAAUAAUUCAACGAAAAAACAUUUUGCACAAAGCAUAGAUAAAAUUGAAAAUAUUUCAGAGCAAAAACGCAACAAGAAAUAAAAUAACAUGUUUAUUUUAACGGUAAUUAAAUUGCUCCUGAUAGCACUAAAUAUAUUUCCCAGUCGAUUCACAAAUCGACGGAUUAUGUUCCUCAUCUACAUGACAAAUCUGGUGACACACGUCAUGAUGGAUGAGCCACGUUUUGCCCAGCCGAUACCAAACGUUACUGUCGCCGUGGGUCGAGAUGCCAAUCUGCCCUGCGUUGUGGAGCAUUUGGGGGGCUACAAGGUGGCCUGGAUACACAUAGACAGGCAAAUGAUACUAACGAUUCACCGACAUGUGAUAUCGAGGAUUCCGCGAUACAGCAUCACCUACACCGACAACACGUGGUUGCUGCACGUCAAUCAGGCUCAUCAGGACGAUCGCGGCUACUAUAUGUGCCAGGUCAACACCAAUCCGAUGAUUAGCCAAGUCGGCUAUCUACAGGUGGUGGUACCGCCAAACAUUUUGGACAUUGAGAGUACGCCAUCCUCGGUGGCGGUGCGUGAAAAUCAAAACAUCAACAUGACUUGUCGGGCAGAUGGCUUCCCGGCCCCAAAAAUCAUUUGGCGUCGUGAGGAUGGCGAGGAAAUUGCCGUCGAGAAGAAGAAAAAAGUUCUCGUGUACGAUGGCGAUGUUCUGCCACUGACCAAAGUGAGUCGCAAUGAAAUGGGCGCCUAUCUGUGCAUCGCCACCAAUGGAGUACCGCCCUCGGUGUCCAAACGGAUCAUUCUGGAUGUGGAGUUCUCACCCAUGAUUUGGGUGCCGAAUCAACUUGUUGGCGCUCCAUCCGGCACAGAUGUAACCAUCGAUUGCCACACGGAGGCGCAUCCCAAGGCCAUCAUCUAUUGGGUAUACAACUCGGUGAUGGUAUUGCCGAGCAAGAAAUAUAAGACCGACUACACGGAGAACUCCUAUCGUGCCCACAUGAAGUUGACGAUAAGAAACCUACAAUAUGGUGACUUUGGUAACUAUCGAUGCAUCUCGAAGAACUCGCUGGGGGAAACGGAAGGCUCCAUACGUGUUUACGAAAUACCUUUGCCAUCCACACCAUCCAAGCAGGUCACCCACACCACCGUCGAGUCCAGGGAGAACAAUAUCAUACCCUCAUCACGCAACGACACAACGAAAUCCCUGCAAACGGAUGUGGGAUAUGCCAUGAAGAACGAUUUAUAUCCUGGCUCGGCCUCCUCAUCAUCAUCGGGGGGCAGUUCCUCGGCGGCCUCCUCGUCCUCGACUUCCAUGCAGACCUCCGCAUUGCCAGGAGGUGCGGCGGGAAAUAGUCUAUCGUCUGUCGGCUCCAAGGGAUCCCUGGCGAUAGGCAAGAGCAUGUUCUACACGGAACGACCACCGAAUGAGUACUCCUCGUCAGUGGCUGGCCUGCUGCUUCAUAGAGCACUGCUGCUGGGCUCUGGAUUCUAUCUGGCCCUGCUUUGAAAUCAAUAAAUCGUUUGAGUUACUCAAUAAGCAUUUAGGAAAUGCAGCCAAAGGGGGUCUUGAAAAGGGGGAAUAGUUUAGGAACAUCAACAUAUUUCAUAGCUGAAAGAAUAUCAAAAACGAAUAAUUAUAAUAAACAACACAAAUGCUUCAAACUUGGCUCACUUCAAAGCUAUAGAAAUUUGUAAAAUUAUGAAAAACGAAAUACAAAACUGAAAAAGUAUUUUGCAAAUCAAUAAAAUGCUCAUUGUAUGUAUAGUAUUAAUGAAGUUCUAAGCUUAAGAUAAACCACUGCAUCAUACUAAAAAAUGGAGUAAAAUAUGAAUUGUACAAUAUUUAAAUUUAAACUUAAAAUUUAAUGUAGAAUGGAGAUUGAAUGGUAUAUAUUUAUGAUUUUUUUAAAGCGCCCAAAAGCAAAGCUUUUCAAGAGCGAUUAUUAUUAUUGUUAUGUUUACUUUCACUUUCAACAUAUCCCAGAAAACGAUAUCCUGAUGCUUAACUUACUCAUAUCACGAUUAAAAUUGUUCACUUUGUUUUGGAAUUAUACAUAUCUGAAACUCAUAUGCGUUAAAUAGCUUUUUUAUCCCUUUGGUAUUUCUUUUGCAAUUAAUAUUAAGUUUUACAAUAUGUAGUUUAUAUUAAUUUAGAGAUAUCUUCCCAGAUCAGUUAAAAAUAUUAAAUGCUGGACUGCAAUUAAAAAAGUUAAAAACCACGACCUUUAAAAAGCGGAUAUCUUCGUUCGAUCCGUGACAAACUUGUCUACCCCUUUUUGAGCAGAAGCAAAAAAUUCCAAUUUAUUUAAUGAAGGAAAAAGUCAAUGGCAUGUCAAGUCAGCCACGCCCCCUUAACGCCCUACCAGGGCUUGGCAUUUUGUUGCCAUGUGGCAUUUAAACGCCUUGAAAAUCUCAUUCAUUUUUAUCGUUUCCCUGCUGUCGGUGCUAUGGUAAAAAUUUGCAAUAAUAAUUUGCAAUGCCUUGAUUUCGUUUCCUGGCUUUCGGCCUCGUCAUCGUCGUCAUCGGCUUUUGUGCACUUCCAUCACUUUUUAAUAAAUGUGCAUGCUAAUUAUAUUAUUACCCAUACGACCCGUUGCCAUGUGUCCUGUCCGCCUCACCUUUCACCGCCUCGACCCCUCGCCCCCUUGACCCCUCGUCCGUGCGAAAUACUUGCAAUUAAUUUCAGCAUAAAAUUGCGUGGCCUGCGGUCUCCUGGCCCCGCACAAUGACACACAGUUAACAUGUCCAAUUUAUUGGCCAUAACUCAUGCCCGGGCAAAGGGAGUGAGUGAGAAGGAUCUGGAUCCAGAGACAGACAGCAGCGAUAUCGACGGGGCAAAGAAAAAUGACAUUAAGGCCAGAAGAUAUAUGGCCCAUUUGCAUAUAGGUUCAUGUAUAUGUAUAAACAUGCAGGCGAAAAGCGGAGAGUUGCGGGUUAAAGGCCUGCCAAUUUGCUGUAUUUAUGCCUCGGCGUCGUUGCACGAUUUUAAUAAUUCAACUUGUGUUGCAUAAAGUUUGCAUUGACAUAAACAUAAUGAACGAUGGAAAACCGCAUGCGAAAUUGCCUUUCUCCGCCGGGCCAGAGGUCCCAUUUCCAUCCUCUUGCCCUUUCGUUUAUUAACAUUGUUAAUGCCGAAAGAAAAAAAGCACAUUCAGCGUUGAAAAUAUUGAUAAUCAACAUUGUGCCCUGGAUGUGUCGACGUCCUGACAAUAACAAAAUUAAUGCAUUUUAUUUAAUUUCCCCCGCAGACGGGGGACAGGAAAGUAAGGUCGCCUGUGCAGUUAACUCGAACAAUGCAGCUAAUUAAGCAUUAUAAAUUCAGCUGGAAAGACGACAGGCCAAGGAUAUAUGACAAUCUUGUGGGAGUCGUAGAUUUUCAUGCUGUCGAAAAUUUAUCAAUAUUUAUGUAUUUAUUUAAUAUUUAUAUUGCCUGAAUAAUAAACGACAUUUUCACCCAGUUUGUAGUGCUCAUUUGGGGCUUCAAUAAUUUGCUCGUCAAAUGUUUACGAAAUUCAACCACACAUUUUAUCUUAAUUAGUAAAUUGUGCUAAUUAAAAUUUUAGUUAUGUUUGUAAAUAAAUCCAUUGAGGUCAUAACCAUAUUUUCGAUGUAACCGAAUACAGCUGUAAAUAAAUGUUGAGCAUUUUAGUUGCGUGUAAAUAUGAUAAAGUAUAAUUAAAGCAUCACCAAUUCACUUCAUAAAAUAACAAUUAAGUCAGCCAGUAAAUAAUUUAAAAUAUAUUAGUCAAAGCUCUGUCAAAUAAUUAACAAUACCAAAUGAAAAGUAUGUAAAGUUCGUAAAACUAGGACAUAAUUAAUUAACUCUUACAUGGCAAGUAAACCAAAAAAUACAUGAGAAAAAAUAUAGCCUAUACAAAGUAAUUAUAUUGUUUGUUGCCUGUAUUUCAAAAAUUAGCUGAACAUCAAAUGAAUAAUGUGUAAAAUGUUAAAAGCUUUUUGUGCAAAUAAAAAUAUAAGAACGGAUCUGUUUUCCUAUAAACAUGUUGGCAUAGUGUAAAAUAAAUAAACAGGAAUUAUAACUAAAGCCAAAGUAUUUAACUGUGAAAUAUUUUUAAAUUAUUUUGGAAACCUUUAUAGUUUUCUUGAGUUUUUGUUUUCAUGUUGUUUUUCUGUUGUUAUUUGUUAAUUGCUAACUAAGCUACUUAUAAGCUCAUAAGAAAUUUUAAGAAAUUUGUCUUACAAAUUAGUGGACCACUUUCUUUUUAAAUUUAAUUCAUUUAACAAAAAAAUUGUUUGCAAAAUAAGUAAUUUGAGCUGGUUUAUCAACGCUAAACU
This is a messenger RNA of Drosophila rhopaloa, 4695 nucleotides long. RefSeq names its product lachesin (gene DIP-delta). The record is from RefSeq and is a predicted model, not a curated record. The transcript has 12 exons. NCBI's taxonomy places the organism in Eukaryota, Metazoa, Arthropoda, Insecta, Diptera, Drosophilidae. The coding region runs from base 497 to 1906 and encodes 469 amino acids. Gene Ontology annotation, cellular component: neuron projection.